This is a messenger RNA of Zygotorulaspora mrakii, 1365 nucleotides long. RefSeq lists its product as uncharacterized. Lineage: Eukaryota; Fungi; Ascomycota; Saccharomycetes; Saccharomycetales; Saccharomycetaceae. Bases 1 to 1365 code for a protein of 454 amino acids. The transcript has a single exon. The record is from RefSeq and is a predicted model, not a curated record.
AUGAAAAGAACAACUUUUUUAUUCAUUAGAAGUUGUUUUUAUGUAUUGGUAUUUUGCAAUAUCCUUGUCAAAUCAAUAUCGAUUUCGCUGUUAGAAGAUGAUCCAUUUAUCAAAUUAUAUGAGCAGGAAAAGGGCGAGUACAACUCACCUCCUGUAACAUCGCCUUAUGAUUUAAAUGAUGAGAAUAGAAGCCUGAAAGAAAAGGGAAAGGUACCGCAAUAUGUUGUAGAUAGUUGCCCUUUGGUUCAUCUAUACACUGAAGAAAAAUAUUGGCCGUCUGAUAUUGCCAAAUAUGUCAACAACUUCAAUAUUACAGAUGGAGAUAGCGUAGCUGUAUUCAAUAAAGAUAAAUUGACACUCAGUGAUUUAAAACCAAGCUAUAAAUAUGAUUUGCCUAACGGCUCACAAGGCGAAAUAUCGAGUGAAUUCACCUAUUUAACCAGUUUAGAUGAUUUCGCCAAGGACCCCAAAUGGCUACUGGGGUCGCCACCAGAGUAUGGCACAGGUCAUAUUAGAGACGGGCCUGCAGUACUUUUAGUAGUAGAUAAGGGUAACGGAUGGGUAGACGCCUUUUGGUUCUAUUUUUAUCCUUUCAACCUAGGCCCAUUUAUCAUGGGUUAUGGUCCAUGGGGAAAUCAUGUUGGAGAUUGGGAGCACUCUUUGGUUAGAUUUUAUAAGGGGGAACCCAGAUAUGUCUGGAUGAGUGCUCAUGGAGGUGGUUUGGCAUACAAAUACUCAGCAUUGGAAAAAGUCAAAAAACUACGUCAUAUAAAUGGGAAAUUAACUCCAGAAAGUAUCUAUAGGCCUUUGAUCUUUAGCGCUAGAGGAACUCAUGCAAACUAUGCCUCCGUUGGUCAGCAUGCGCAUGAUGUGCCCUUUUUUUUUAUGCCAUUGAGUGACUUUACCGAUCGCGGUCCAAUGUGGGACCCCUCUCUGAAUUUUUAUGGUUAUACAUUUGAUGGUGAUGCUUUUACACCUGCUGGACCUAAGGAACAAGAAUAUGGGGCCUCCUGGAUACAAUUUCAUGGCCGUUGGGGUGACAAGAAGCUUCCAGGGAGGGAUCCUAGACAAAAAUGGUGCCCUGUCCAAUGGAAAUACAUCGAUGGCCCAACCGGGCCGUACUAUAAACAUUUGGAUAGACUAUCAUUGUGUCCUGAGUUUCAGUGGUGGAAUUUUUGGCAAGCUUGUCCUUCAAGACGUUUCAUCAAAAAAGGAGAAGGUUUAGAUGCAGAAAAAAAUGAUCUGGUAGGUGAUAAUUGUGGUGUUUUACUAUACAAAAUCAGACCCAGAUGGUUACGAGGAGUUUUCAGACUUCUGAUGUGGAGAGGUGUAACAUGCCUUUUGAUGGAUUUUUUCACCGGCUGA